Molecule: messenger RNA, 1125 nt
Organism: Coffea eugenioides
Lineage: Eukaryota; Viridiplantae; Streptophyta; Magnoliopsida; Gentianales; Rubiaceae
Exons: 3
Coding region: 223-948 (241 amino acids)
Molecular function (GO): calmodulin binding
Source: RefSeq, a predicted model, not a curated record
GUCAUCCUCAAAGCGUAUAAUAGAGGAUGCUUCUUUGCUUUCUACUUGAAAUUGUCCUUCUCCUUUCUUAAUCACAGCCCGCGUACGAUCCCAGACAUUUCCUUGUAGUUCCUCCUUUGUUUUUGCUUAUAUAAACACUGCACCGCAGUGCUUGGUUGAAAACAACGUUUAUUUUGAUAUUGUGCAUGUGUACGAAACAAAAUCGUUGCAAGAUUGACAGUAAUGGAGAGCUACUUGAAUGAGAAUUUUGAGGUGAAGCCUAAGAAUUCGUCCGAGGAGGUUUUGCAACGAUGGAGGCAUCUCUGUGGGGUUGUCAAAAAUCCCAGGCGGCGGUUUCGAUUUACUACCGAUCUUUCCAAGCGUUACGAAGCGGCUGCUAUUCGCCGUACCAAUCAGGCGUUUCAGGAAUAUAUUAGAUAUGUUAUUGCAUUCAUAUUCGUCUCAUCAGCUAGCCUUUGGUUAUCUCUUCUGAUUCUUGGCGCCAUUCCACAGUUUGCGCUGCUUUUUCUGGUUUUCACUUACCCACUUGUGACGUUUUUAGUUUUACAUUUUAUUUGGAGCAAUCGGGUUGAUCGUGCCAUUGGUUGGCUUCGUCGGAGACGUUUAGCGCGUCAGGCUGGGUAUAUUGCUCUUUUUGCCUACGGGCGCAUUGUAGUCAAUAGUAAGGAUGAAUGGUACGUCGCCUUUCUCUCAUGUUCUAUCCUGUGUGGAAUGGGCAUUCUCGGCUUUUUCUCUGCCGCCGAAGAUUUCGUUAUGGCGCUUCAAUCUAUAUCCACGUAUUCUGGAGCUGCUGCUUUGGAGUUGAUGGUUCUUGGUCAGCACCCUGUACAGGCCAGCUGUGCUGCUGGCCUGUAUAUCUUGGCGGAAGCUAUAAUGUUCGUUGGAGCAGACCCGGCAGCGUUCCGUGGCUGCCUGACCUUCGCUCGACCCCUGCUGAACCACUGGUAGAGGCUGUUGGUAGACGGAAAUCAGCUGGCGGAACCGCGUGUUUAACGGCAAACACCUGACUCGCUGGAAGUCCCGGAAUAUUUUAGCACUCAAAUGUGCUCCGGUUACUGUUACUGUUUUCUAUGAUUUUAGUUCCAUUUUGUUGAAGCAAAGAGCAUUCCUCAUUUGGCUCCUAAA